UCGCUGUGGUCACUCGGCGUCACAACAAUGGCGGAGCUCGGCGGGCCCACGUAUGCCCCGCUCACCCCGGCCAACCCAACUAUUAUUAAUGGGCUGGCCGCCGUGGACAUGCAGACGGGCCAGCACCUGCCCCCACAGCACCAGCAGGUGAUGAGUGGCGGUGAGCACGGCCUGGUGAGCAUGGUGGCCGCCACAGUCAUGCCGCCGCCCGCCGCUACCCCAGACCAGCCCUCCUCGGGCCCAACAGGCGCCGCCCCUGGUGCCCCAGCGCUGCCCCAGGACGCCCAGGCCAACACUGUGGACAGGCACACCUUGGUGGCCGUGCUGCAGUUCCUCAAGAAUAACGGACUCAAGAGGACGGAGGACUUCCUGCGGCAGGAAUGUAACUUCUUUGACAUAGUUGAUGAUGAGAAGCAGGGACUGGGCGGUGACACAGAGGUCUCCAGUGUGCUGUCAGCAUACAAGAGUGAAGGAGACCCAGCCAAGUAUGAGGAUGCAUACAAGGCCCUCCACUCCUUUAUUGAGAAGAGUCUGGACCCAUACAAGCAUGAGGUGGCACAGGUGCUGUACCCAGUGUUUGUGCACAUGUACCUGGAGCUGGUGUACAAUGGGCAUGAAGAGGUGGCCAAGAACUUCCUGGAGCGACUCAAGGGCACGCAGGAGGAGUAUUACCAGGAGGACAUCCACCGCCUGUCCCUCGUCACCAACCGGGAACACAUGUCAGGCUACCAGAUCAUGGAUAACUUCAGAUCAAGUCAGUUCACAAUCAGGCUUUCCCGAGACACCUACUCCCACCUGAAGCGUUUCCUGACAGAGAGUGGCGGAGGGCCUGUCCCCAGAAUCAUCCACGACCGCUUGUACCUGGACGUGUACGAGGGAGUGCCAAGGACCAAGGCACAGGUGAUGGCCACAGCAGGCGCUCAGGAGGGGGAGGCACCCAGGCAAGUCAACAAGGCAAAAAUCUACUAUGGACUCCUGAAGGAACCUGAAAUUCCCAACCUGGCAAUGGAGGAGGAGGAGGGCGAGGAGGAAGGAGACAAGCCCAAGAAGAAGAAGCCCAAGAAAGAUGCAUUACAGAAGAGCAAGAAGAAUGACCCCAAUGCUCCACCAGGCAACAGGAUACCUCUGCCUGAAUUGCGAGACAUAGACCGGAUGGAGAGAGCAAAGGCCUUCCGAGAUACACUGAAACGCGUCACACUACAGAAGGACACUCUACCAUCCAUCUGCUUCUACACCUUCCUGAAUGCAACGGGGAACAUCACAUCAGUUGACAUCUCAGACGACUCAAGCAUUCUGGCUUACGGGACGUCAGACUCUCAAAUUCGAGUUCAGAGCAUCACGCCCAUCAAGUUGAGGUGCAUGAAGUCCGCAGAGCAACUGAGUGACAUCGACAAGGAGGCAGACGAUGUGUUGGUUCGCAUGAUGGAUGAGCGCACAGCUGAGCCAGUGCGCACACUUCUGGGUCAUGCAGGGCCUGUGUACUCUGUUAGCAUGAGUCCUGACCGCAACCUUCUGCUCAGCGCUGGGGAGGACGGCACCAUCCGCCUGUGGAGUCUGCAGACAUGGACGUGUCUGGUGGUGUACAAGGGCCACAUCUUCCCCGUGUGGGACGUCCGCUUUUCCCCCUACGGCUACUACUUUGCCUCAGGGGGACAUGAUCGCACAGGCCGCCUCUGGGCCACUGACCACCACCAGCCCCUCAGGAUAUUUGCUGGACAUUUCUCUGAUGUUGAUGUGGUUCAGUUCCACCCAAAUAGUAAUUACGUGGCAACAGGCUCCAGUGACCGCUCCAUCCGAGUGUGGGACUGUCUCAACGGCAACUGUGUGCGUGUGUUGACCGGCCACAAGGACAUAGUUGACGCAUUGGCAUUCUCACCGUGUGGCCGGUUCCUUGCUUCAGCUGGUGGGGACAAGCGUGUGCUGGUGUGGGACAUGGCACAUGGCCACCUCAUUGCCGAGAUGGCCUCACACACGUCCACCAUCUAUGCCAUUGCCUUCUCCAGGGACUGUAACAUUCUGGCCUCCGGUGGGAUGGACAAUUGUGUCAAGCUGUGGGACUUCAGCCGUGUAAUGGAGGACAACCACGAGGACGACACCAACGUGGCCAACAACCCCGACGUGAAGCGCUGCAACGAGUCUCUCCUGCUGGGCACCUUCCCCACUAAGAACACUCCUGUCCUGGCUGCUCACUUUACACGCAGGAAUGUCCUCCUUGUUGCUGGGCCCUUCGAUGGCUGAGACAAGUUGAAUCAAGUUUCAAAGUCUCUCAGUCCACAGUGAUUCUUCUGUUCAGGUUUUGUUCCUCUACCACUAGUUUGUACCAAUUUGCUGCCUUGAUGGGAUGUGGAUGUGGAAGGAAUCAGGUGAGUGGUGGUUGUCAUUGUUUCAUUAUCGUAGUACAUUGUAACUUCUGAACUACUUGCAUUCACGUAGUCCUUGACCACUAUGUUAAUUAACAAUUCACUUGUGGUGUGGACAGCCAGUUUGACAACCACUCCUCCUUUCCAUAGGUUAUGACAGCCUUUGGCAAAACAUGGACAAAGUGCAAGUCAAUUAAUCUUUCCACAUCAGAACCAGCAUAAGGAAUGUAGGGCAGCAGCCCUACACUGUAAUAAUAGGCCGGACAGGAACAAUGAUAGUAAACCAAGGUUGGUUAACCAUAGAAAUAAUUGAACCAACAAUUAUGACAAAUAAUGUGUUGCAUCAAACUUAUUAUUAGGAUGCAAAUCUGUUUUCUUCAAUGGGUGUCAUAAUUCACAUGACUAGACUAGACAGGUACUUAAAGAAGAAAUUCCUCCACAAUUCCUAAGCAAGACUAUAGUCACAUCUUGGCCUAUAACAAACCUGUGACUUUUCCAUUCCCAGCCCCUUUGACAGAUGAGGGUCAAGCAUUGUCUAGUUCACAGUGGAUAUAGAGAAUUACUCACACACCUAGAGGAAAGUAGCCAAAGAGGGGCCUUACAGCAGCUAGAUUUAAUUUGAAAAAAUUAUUAGGGAGAUAAGCAUGCUUGUGAUGAUAGAAAUAACAGAGAUAGUUACAACAUGCAUGCAUGCAUGCUUGUGAUCUUAGAAACAUGGAGAAAUGGUGAUAAGAACAGGCAUGCUUGUGAUGUAAAGGACUUGAGACCUCACAUUGAAGGGAUGUCCUCUACUAAAGACAAAGAAAGAAUAGUUGGAUCAUUAAAAUGGUUUAUAUAUUUCAAAUUAUAGUACUGACAAAUGUGUACAAAGUUUAAAAAUUCUUUUGAAGAUUUUCAGGGUUUCUGUAUAUAUAUAAAGUCCUCGGUUAAUGCCUUAAUGUCAUUGUAGGAUUGAAUGUUUGCUUGAGUUGUAAUGUUUCAGGUUUCAUCUUUGGUCUUAAGUGAGGAAGCAUUAAUGGAGCUUUAUUUCUCAAGAUUUUGUGAGAAAUUACAUUCAUGUAAAAAUCAAUUACAUUAAGUGAGGACUUAAAUUAAGGUGUACAUACAAUUAUUUAUUAUUUUUCUACUUCAUAAAUGUUCAAAAGUUAUUUUUAGAUACAGACGUAAGAUUAGUUGAUGGAGGAGCAUCGCAUCACUUGGUGUAAGAUUAGUUGAUGGAGGAGCAUCGCAUCACUUCUUGGUCAGUCACUUCACCCAAUAGAAAUUUACAUCUUGCCAUUCCAAACCAUCUAUGUUAUUGCGAGGCUGUGACGUUGUGACAAGCCUUGUGAUGUCCUGACUGGGCAUUUGUUUCUAGCUGAUAAUGCCUUAGUAAAAUUUGUAUAUAAAGU
Molecule: messenger RNA, 3751 nt
Organism: Scylla paramamosain (green mud crab)
Lineage: Eukaryota; Metazoa; Arthropoda; Malacostraca; Decapoda; Portunidae
Gene: Taf5
Product: transcription initiation factor TFIID subunit 5-like
Exons: 12
Coding region: 28-2238 (736 amino acids)
Biological process (GO): transcription initiation at RNA polymerase II promoter
Cellular component (GO): transcription factor TFIID complex
Molecular function (GO): protein binding; RNA polymerase II general transcription initiation factor activity
Source: RefSeq, a predicted model, not a curated record